GUCACAGACUUCGAUCGUCUGUAUAGCUCUGCUGGGAACGCCGGGAUGGAGGCUUUUUUUGAAAGCCUCCGAGGGUGUUGGCAUCUGGACACCCCUAUCCCAGCGCCUUGGUUCCUCCCACUGUGCUGACUUAGACGAACGUUGGGUGAUCCCAUUUCUGGGUUGCGGGUGUGAUACACUUGAUCCCUCUGGUGAUUGGUGGAGCCUUGGCCUGGAGAGGAACUUGGUCUUCUGUGUAUCCGGUCCCCGGUGCCCCCGUCAGUGAGUUAUGGUGGUAGUAGUCCGGACCAUUCUGUCACGUAUCGCCUUCAUCUUUUUUUUUUUCUUUUGAUUUUCAAGAUAGGGUUUCUCUGUGUAGCUUUGGUGCCUGUCCUGAAUCUCGCUUUGUAGAUCUGCCUGGAACUCACCGAAAUCCGCCUGGCUCUGCCUCCCGAGUGCUGGGAAUAAAGGCGUGCGCCACCGCCACCCGGUUCGCUUUCAUCUUUUAGCACUCAUUUUUGUUCUGUCCUUCCAGCUACUGGUGCACUUAGGACUGGUCAGCAACCCACGAUGCCGCUCCCUGUGGCGCUGCAGAGCCGCCUGGCAAAGAGGGGCAUCCUCAAACAUCUGGAGCCUGAGCCAGAGGAAGAGAUUAUUGCUGAGGACUAUGACGAUGAUCCUGUCGACUAUGAGGCCACCCGGUUAGAGGGUCUGCCGCCGAGCUGGUACAAAGUGUUUGACCCUUCUUGUGGACUCCCUUACUACUGGAAUGUGGAGACAGACCUCGUGUCGUGGCUCUCACCACAUGACCCCAACUUUGUCGUUACCAAAUCUGCCAAGAAACUCAGGAACAGUAAUACAGAUGCUGAGGACAAGUUGGAGCGGAAUCAUGAGAAGUUGGACAGAAAUCAUGAGAAGCCAGACCGAAGUCAUGAGAAGCCAGAAAGGAGCCAUGAGAAGGCAGAACGAAACCAUGAGAAGUCUGACCGGGAUCGAGAGCGGAGCUAUGACAAAGUGGAGAGAGAGAGAGAUCGGGACAGGGACCGAGAUCGGGACCGGGGAUACGACAAGGCAGAGCGAGAAGAUGGGAAAGACCGGCGCCACCAUCGCAGAGAAGAGCUGGCUCCUUACCCCAAGAGUAAGAAGGUGAGCCGGAAAGAUGAAGAAUUAGACCCCAUGGACCCCAGCUCAUACUCAGAUGCACCCCGGGGCACAUGGUCAACAGGACUACCCAAGAGGAAUGAGGCCAAGACCGGCGCAGACACGACAGCAGCCGGGCCCCUCUUCCAGCAGCGCCCAUACCCUUCCCCAGGGGCCGUGCUCCGCGCCAAUGCCGAGGCCUCCCGAACCAAACAGCAGGACUGAACCUUUGUCCCUGGGAGCUUUGGCCCUUUGUCUUUCUGUCUUUCCUCCCUGCCGCUCUAGAGAUAGGACCCAGAGCUUUGCACAUGCUGAGCAAUUAUUCCACCAAUGAGCUAUACUCCCGGCCCCUUUAUUGGUUUUUUGUUUUUUGUUUUGGUUUUCCGACACAGAGUUUAGCUGUGUAGCUUUGGAACCUGUCCUGGGUCUGGCUCUGUAGACCAGGCAGGCCUCGAACUCACAAAGAUCCGCCUGUCUCU
Messenger RNA from Peromyscus maniculatus bairdii (prairie deer mouse), 1598 nucleotides. RefSeq names its product polyglutamine binding protein 1 (gene Pqbp1). The record is from RefSeq and is a predicted model, not a curated record. Lineage: Eukaryota; Metazoa; Chordata; Mammalia; Rodentia; Cricetidae. Gene Ontology annotation, molecular function: protein binding; ribonucleoprotein complex binding. Gene Ontology annotation, cellular component: nuclear body; cytoplasm. Gene Ontology annotation, biological process: alternative mRNA splicing, via spliceosome.